Molecule: messenger RNA, 741 nt
Organism: Saccharomycopsis crataegensis
Lineage: Eukaryota; Fungi; Ascomycota; Saccharomycetes; Ascoideales; Saccharomycopsidaceae
Gene: MDE1
Product: methylthioribulose 1-phosphate dehydratase MDE1
Exons: 1
Coding region: 1-741 (246 amino acids)
Cellular component (GO): cytoplasm
Molecular function (GO): metal ion binding; methylthioribulose 1-phosphate dehydratase activity
Source: RefSeq, a predicted model, not a curated record
AUGAUUGGAGCCAACAAAAAUGAACACUUGGUCAUCUCAGCCGACCCUGACCAUCCAGCAAACUUGAUUUGUUCGCUUUGCAAAAACUUUUAUACCAAUGGUUGGGUUACCGGUACUGGUGGUGGUAUCUCUAUUCGUGAUAAACCAAACAACCUCAUCUAUUUGGCCCCAUCAGGAGUUCAAAAAGAAAGAAUGCUCCCAGAAAACAUCUUUGUAAAGCACUUUGACCACCAAGAUCAGUACGUUCGGGUGCCACAAGGCUUGAAACCAAGCGCCUGCACUCCGUUGUUCUUGUCAUCGUAUAAUCUUAGGGACGCUGGAAGUUGUAUCCACACCCAUUCCCAGGCAGCAGUCAUGGUGUCAUUGUUACAUGGAGCAGAAUUCAGGAUCAGCAACAUUGAACAGAUCAAAGCUUUACCAAAAUUCAAUUCUGAAGGCAAGAAGAUCGGGUACAUGGAUUUCCACGACGAAUUGAUCAUUCCAAUCAUUGAAAACACCCCAUUCGAAGAGGAUUUAACUGGGGCAUUGCAAGAGGCCAUCAAAAAAUACCCAGGAACAACCGCGGUUUUGGUGAGAAGACACGGGAUUUACGUGUGGGGUGAAGACGUAUGGAAGGCCAAGGUUUAUAAUGAAGCCAUCGAUUAUUUGUUGGAGUUGGCUGUCAAAAUGUAUGGAGUAGGAAUUCCUACAACUUGUGGCAUUGGAGAGGAGAAACAAUACUUGAAAAAUUUGCAAAAUUAA